AUGGAUACUAAUAAUUGGAGACCUAAUCAAGGGGCUGAACCCAACAUGGAUAAUAGUGAUUGGAGAGGUCAAUUGCAGCAAGAAUCACGCCAAAGAAUUGUUAACAAAAUAAUGGACACGUUAAAAAGGCAUCUUCCUGUUUCUGGUCAAGAGGGAUUGCAUGAACUUCGGAAGAUUGCCCAAAGGUUUGAAGAGAAGAUUUUUACGGCUGCAACAAGCCAGUCUGAUUAUCUAAGGAAAAUAUCUUUGAAGAUGCUUACAAUGGAGACUAAAUCCCAGGGCACUUUGGCCAACAAUAUAACAUCGAAUCUAGUUGGCCCUAGCAAUAAACCUCCUGAUCCAGGACUUGGUAUGCAGUCUCAAGUUCACAAUCAAGGGCAGCAACAUCCUAUUCCUUUGUCCAAUCAGCCCCAGUCACGCCAACAGCUUCUAUCUCAAAACAUUCAAAAUAAUAUUGCAUCUCAGCCCAACCUUCCACCUGUAUCUGGUCUAGCCCAGGCUUCCAUCCCGAAUGUUGGCCAGAAUUCCAACAUUCAAAAUAUGUUUAAUGCUUCCCAGAGACAAAUGCAAGGGAGGCAGCAAGUUCUUCCUCAACAACAGCAGCAGCAGUCACAGAAUCCACAACAGUAUCUGUACAACCAACAGCUUUUGAGGCAUAAGCUUCAGAUGCAAUCUCAACAGCAACAGCAGCAACAGCAGCAGCAGCAGCAGCAACAGCAACAGCAGCAGCAGCAGCAGCAGCAGCAGCAGCAGAACCUUCUACAAUCAAAUCAGUUACAAUCUUCCCAGCAAUCUGGCAUGCAGCAGCCUUCCAUGAUCCAAACAUCUUCUCUAUCUGGCAUUCAGCACAAUCAGCAGUCUAAUAAUGGUCAACAGUCAACACAGUCCAUGCUUCAGCAACACCCUCAAGUUAUCAGGCAGCAGCAACAACAGACUUCUAUUAUUCAUCAGCAACAAACACCAAUGACUCAACAGUCAAUAUUACCUCCACAACAGCAGCCACAGCAACAGCUUAUGGGAAAACAGGCAAAUGCAACCAACAUGCAACACUCCCAGAUGCUUGGGCAACAGAAUAAUGUUGGUGAUUUGCAGCAAUCACAGAGGUUACUUGCACAGCAGAAUAAUCUUUCAAACUUGCAACAGCAGCAACUAGUAAAUCAGCAAAACAACUUAUCAAAUAUACAUCAGCAAUUGGGAAACAAUGUCCCUGGGUUACAGCCGCAGCAAGUCCUUGGACCUCAAUCUGCCAAUUCAGGCAUGCAGACAAGCCAGCACUCUGCUCACGUGCUACAGCAAUCGAAGGUUCCAAUUCAGCAGCAAUCACAACAAGGUGCAUCAAAUUUGUUACCAUCUCAAGCACAGCAGUCACAACAACAAGUGCCACAGCAGCAAUUGAUGCCACAGAUUCAAUCUCAGCCUGCACAAUUGCAACAGCAAAUGAGUUUGCAGCAGCAACCAAAUCAUUUGCAACGAGAUAUGCAGCAAAGGCUUCAGACACCGGGUUCCAUACUUCAACAAACGGGUGUUCUUGAUCAACAAAAGCAGUUAUAUCAAUCACAAAGACCCCUUCCGGAAACUUCGUCAAAUUCUCUGGAUUCAACAGCACAGACUGGACAACCAAGUGGGGCUGAAUGGCAAGAAGAGUUGUAUCAAAAGAUCCAAGUUAUGAAAGAGAGCUACUUGCCAGAGCUAAGUGAAAUGUAUCAGAAAAUCGCAACGAAACUUCAACAGCAUGAUUCUCUUCCCCAGCAGCCAAAGUCAGAUCAGCUUGAAAAGCUUAAGGUAUUUAAAAUGAUGUUGGAGCGUCUUAUAACAGUCCUCCAGGUUUCCAAGAGCAACAUCACGGUUGGUUUAAAGGAGAAACUGGGUUCAUAUGAGAAGCAGAUUAUAAAUUUCAUAACUACAAAUAGACCUAGGAAAAUAUCUUCACUGCAGCCGGGGCAGCUUCCCCCACCUCACAUGCACUCCAUGUCACAGACUCAGUCCCAGGUUACUCAAGUGCAAUCUCAUGAAAAUCAAAUGAACUCUCAGUUACAAGCAACAAAUAUGCAAGGCUCUGUAGCAACAAUGCAGCAGAAUAAUAUGACGAGCAUGCAACAUAGCUCUCUGUCUGGUGUAUCUACAGCACAACAGAAUAUAAUAAAUACAAUGCAGCCAAGUGCCAGUUUGGAUUCAGGACAAGGAAAUAUGAACUCCCUUCAACAAAACCCUGUUACUGCUUCUCAACAAACUAAUGUUAGCUCCUUAUCUUCACUAGCUGGGGUAAAUGUGAUCCAACAAAAUCAUAAUUCCCUCCAGCCAGGUUCUGGUAUGCUUCAACACCAGCAACUAAAACAACAGGAACAACAAAUGAUGCAGAAUCAACAAUACAAUAAUCAGUACCAGCGGCAACUGAUGCAGAGGCAGCAGAUGCUACACCAGCAACAUCAACAACAGUUGCACCAGCCAGCAAAACAACAGCUGCCUGCGCAGUUGCAAACACAUCAAAUGCAACAACUUCAGCAAAUGAAUGAUGUAAAUGACAUGAAGCUGAGACAAGGAAUUGGUGUUAAGCAAGGAGUUUUUCAGCAACACCUUGCUUCAAGUCAGCGUUCUGCUUAUCCCCAUCAACCGUUGAAGCAAGGUCCGUUUCCCGCUUCACCCCAACUACUACAGGCUACAUCUCCACAGAUUCCCCAACAUUCAUCUCCCCAGAUUGACCAACAAAACCACCUCCAAUCUCUGACAAAAGUUGGUACCCCUUUGCAAUCUGCUAACUCACCUUUUGUAAUCCCCACUCCUUCACCUCCCUUAGCUCCAUCUCCUAUGCCAGGAGAUUUUGAAAAGCCCAUUUCUGGUAUUUCAUCAAUUUCAAAUGUUGGACACCAACAAAUUGGGGGUGGGGGUGCAGCAGCACCUGCUCAGUCACUUGCCAUCGGAACUCCUGGAAUAUCAGCCUCUCCAUUACUGGCAGAGUUCACCAGUCCAGAUGGUGCUCAUGGUAAUGCAUUAGCGCCCCCUUCAGGAAAAUCAACUGCUACUGAGCAGCCUUUCGACCGCCUAAUUAAAGCGGUGAGUUCAUUGACCCCUGCAGCUUUAAGGGAUGCUGUCAGUGAUAUAGGUUCAGUUAUCAGCAUGAACGAUAGGAUAGCAGGGUCAGCUCCAGGCAAUGGAUCCAGAGCUGCUGUUGGUGAAGAUUUGGUUGCCAUGACUAAUUGUCGCCUUCAAGCUAGAAAUUUCAUCACUCAAGAUGGUGCGAAUGGAACCAGGAGGAUGAAACGCUCCACAAAUGCUACACCCUUGAACGUUGCAUCUUCUGCUGGUAGUGUGAAUGAUAGUUUCAAGCAGUUCUCUGCUAUGGAGGCUUCUGAUUUGGAGUCAACUGCAACAUCUAAUAUCAAGAAGCCAAGGAUUGAGGCUAAUCAUGCCCUUUUGGAAGAAAUUAGGGAGGUUAAUCAACGACUUAUUGACACAGUAGUAAGCAUAAGUGAUGAAGAAGGUGAUCCAACUGCAGCAGCAGCAGCUGCUGAAGGGGCAGAAGGGACUAUUGUCAAAUGUUCUUACAUUGCUGUGGCUCUCAGUCCAAGCUUAAAAGCCCUUUAUAAUUCAGCACAGAUGUCGCAAAUUCAACCCCUGCGCCUCCUUGUUCCUACAAAUUAUCCCAAUUGUUCCCCCAUAUUCCUAGACAAGUUUCCAGUUGAAUCCAGUAUGGAGAAUGAAGAUCUUUCUGCCAAAUCGAAGUCAAAGUUUAGUGCAUCCUUGCGUGGUUUAUCACAACCUAUGUCUCUUAAAGAUAUAGCAAAGACUUGGGAUGUAUGUGCUCGCACAGUAAUUUCUGAAUAUGCACAGCAGCGUGGUGGAGGGACUUUCAGCUCUAAGCAUGGCUCUUGGGAGGAUUGCUCCGCAUGGUGA
This is a messenger RNA of Vicia faba (fava bean), 3891 nucleotides long. NCBI's taxonomy places the organism in Eukaryota, Viridiplantae, Streptophyta, Magnoliopsida, Fabales, Fabaceae. The record is from the annotation of a GenBank genome assembly.